Messenger RNA from Argentina anserina (silverweed cinquefoil), 1403 nucleotides. RefSeq lists its product as uncharacterized. Bases 159 to 1127 code for a protein of 322 amino acids. The record is from RefSeq and is a predicted model, not a curated record. Gene Ontology annotation, cellular component: CCR4-NOT complex. Gene Ontology annotation, molecular function: ubiquitin-protein transferase activity. The transcript has 3 exons. Lineage: Eukaryota; Viridiplantae; Streptophyta; Magnoliopsida; Rosales; Rosaceae. Gene Ontology annotation, biological process: protein ubiquitination.
CAAAAUAAGGCGAAGGGAGCAGAGCAGUUUCCGACUUUCCGUUAUCCGUUUAACUUUUCCAGCUUCUUCUUCCUUCUUCUCCAAACCACAAAAAAAAAAAGGGUUUCUGAAUCCGACAAAAAAUCUCGAAGCUUUUUUCAAAUCCGAUUAUUUCAGCCAUGGUUUCUGAUUCGAUCACCAACGCCUCCAUUCCUUCCGCCCCAACUAUCAACAACAAAACCGCCGCCCGGGAUUUGGGCAAGAAGAAGAGGGCCAGGUCAGCCAAAUUGAAGCAGUGCAAGCUCGACGUUCGCCGUGAGCAGUGGCUCUCUUCAGGUGCGGUGAAGAACAAGGACGGCAGGGAGGAGCAGCACGGCGGCGUUCAGGGCCGCCGAGAGCGUAGUAGCCCUCGGUCCUUGGAGGAAAUGGGGCCGGGCGAAGGAGAGAGCGUCGGAUCGAACCACCAGCACCACCACCACCAUGACAGCGAAUUGGACUCGAACAGUCCGUCGAGCUUCAACAGUAGUGUGCUGGGCGGCCAUGAUUCGGAGACUUUCACCGGGUCCAGCAGCAGCAGUAGCAGCAGCGGUGAUUGUUUCUCUGGGAAUAUUACGGAGGAGGAUGAGGAUGAUGGCUGCCUGGAUGAUUGGGAGGCCGUGGCGGACGCGUUGGCGGCCGAUGAGAAGCCGAAGAAUCAGCCCUUGGAGCCGCCCCAGGAGCAUGAGGCGGUUGCGAAAGUGGUUCCUGCUCGUCAGGUGGUAGAGAAUUCGAAGCCUCAGUGUGAGAGAGCUAUGCCGAAAGCUUGGAGGCCGGAUGAUGCGUAUCGCCCCCAGAGUCUGCCUAAUUUGGCUAAGCAGAUCGGCUUGCCGAAUUCCAGCAGGAAAGGAUUUGGUGGUGGUAAUCCGUGGGCCUGUAACAGUGUGGUGUCUCCGCCGUCCUCGUGUCCUAUAUGCUAUGAAGAUUUGGAUUUGACAGACACCAGCUUUUUGCCGUGCUUGUGUGGAUUCAGGCUGUGUCUUUUUUGCCACAAGAGGAUUCUUGAGGGGGAUGGUCGCUGUCCCGGCUGCAGGAAGCCUUAUGAGAGUAUCCAUGGAGGUAGUCUUACAUUCCGGUUGCCUCACUCGUGUAGCAUGAUCACAGGGUCUUAAGGAACUGCUGCUCGCGAGAUAUGUAUGCUGGUCUCUAAUUUCUUUUCAUGGGACUUUAGUAUUUGGUUUUAUUAGUUAGAUGUGGGUAAUAGGGUUUUGAGCGCCCGGGAAUUGACCUGCUUCUAUUAUGAGUUGGUUCUUAUGUGCUGAAUGUAGAGGACUCAGUGUUCGUAUGUGAAUAGAUAAGGCGGUAUAGAAAUUCAAUACAUGAAACAGACAUACAGUAUCCUAUGGUAUUACUUUUUAAUUUGCUUAUUUUUUCAUGCUUUUAUGUUU